GCGAUGCCGUUUGGCUGCGUGACGCUGGGAGACAAGAAAGAUUAUAACCAGCCGUCAGAGGUGACCGACAGAUAUGACCUGGGCCAGGUCAUCAAAACGGAGGAGUUCUGUGAAAUCUUCCGGGCCAAGGAGAAGACGACGGGGAAGCUGUACACCUGCAAGAAGUUUCUGAAGCGGGAUGGGCGGAAAGUGCGGAAGGCAGCUAAAAAUGAGAUCAUCAUCCUCAAAAUGGUGAAGCACCCCAACAUCCUGCAGCUGGUGGAUGUCUACAUCACCCGCAAGGAGUAUUUCAUCUUCCUGGAGCUGGCCACCGGCCGGGAGGUCUUCGACUGGAUCCUGGACCAGGGUUACUACUCGGAGAAGGACACCAGCAACGUCAUCCGGCAGGUGCUGGAGGCUGUCGCGUACCUGCACUCACUCAAGAUCGUCCACAGGAACCUCAAGCUGGAGAACCUGGUGUACUAUAACCGCCUGAAGAACUCCAAGAUCGUCAUCAGCGACUUCCACCUGGCCAAGCUGGAGAACGGGCUCAUCAAGGAGCCCUGCGGCACCCCCGAGUACCUGGCUCCAGAGGUGGUGGGGCGGCAGCGGUACGGGCGGCCGGUGGACUGCUGGGCCAUUGGUGUCAUCAUGUACAUCCUCCUCUCGGGGAACCCCCCUUUCUACGAGGAGGCAGAUGAGGACGACUAUGAGAACCAUGACAAGAACCUCUUCCGCAAAAUCCUGGCUGGAGACUACGAGUUUGACCCACCGUACUGGGAUGACAUCUCACAGGCAGCCAAGGAGCUGGUGACACGCCUGAUGGAGGUGGAGCAGGACCAGCGGAUCACGGCAGAGGAGGCCAUCUCCCAUGAGUGGAUUUCUGGCAACGCUGCCUCUGACAAGAACAUCAAGGAUGGUGUCUGUGCGCAGAUCGAGAAGAACUUCGCCCGGGCCAAGUGGAAGAAAGCCGUGCGAGUGACUACGCUCAUGAAACGCCUUCGGGCACCCGAGCAGACAGAGACAGCCCCGGCCCCGGCCUCGGCCCCAGCCCCGGCCCCGGCCCCAGCCCCGGCCACCACCACCGCUGCCAGCGCUGCCACCACUGCCACUGCCACGGCUGCCACUGCCACGGCCACCACUGCCACCACCACGGCCGCCACUGCCACCACCACGGCUGCCACUGCCGCCACCACGGCCGCCACGGACACUGCGGCCCCCGCAGCCCCCGCGGCCCCCGGCACACCGCCCGCUGCCCUGCAGCCCCCGGCCCCCGGCACGCCGCCCGCCACCACGUGUAACGGGGACGGGGAAGCCCCCGCCGCUGCCGCCACUACCGAAUCCCCCAGCGAGCAGACCGGCUGA
Colius striatus (speckled mousebird) is the source of this 1344-nucleotide messenger RNA. It is a transcript of the gene CAMKV, whose product is annotated as CaM kinase like vesicle associated. The coding region runs from base 4 to 1344 and encodes 446 amino acids. Lineage: Eukaryota; Metazoa; Chordata; Aves; Coliiformes; Coliidae. Gene Ontology annotation, biological process: peptidyl-serine phosphorylation. The transcript has 10 exons. Gene Ontology annotation, molecular function: ATP binding; calcium/calmodulin-dependent protein kinase activity; calmodulin binding. The record is from RefSeq and is a predicted model, not a curated record. Gene Ontology annotation, cellular component: intracellular anatomical structure.